GAGCCACCCAGGCACCCCAAUAUAUAGUUUUCUUGUGAUGUCUUUGGUUUUGGUAACAGGGUAAUACUAGCCCCAUAAAGUGAUUGGAAAGUUGUAGUAAUUUUUAUAAUCUUUUGGAUUAUUUUUUUAGGAUCGAUUCCCAAAAGAAGGCUUGUACAUUUUUAAAUUACUUGAUAAGUAUUGCCUGGUCAUUUUCCAAAAAGUUAAAUCAUGUUUAUUUGUUUGAGAUUAACAUUGUCUUUCCAGAAUAAUGGUCUCUCAGAAAUUAUUUUUGUUUACUCCUUCAAGUACUUAAAAGAUUCUCUGAAAGGCAAAGCUAGGUCCAGCCUUUCACAACACAUCUUAAUACCUGCCUGGCAGAGCAGCUCCAAAGGAGCCGGGAUUCAGCAUUUGAUCCAGCAAAUUGUUAGCACUUCUAGUAAGAAUAGAGUUUCUCCACCUGAGCACUAUUGCUGGAUUAACGCGCAGUGUAUUGUGAGAUGGUAAGCAUCAAUGGCUUUUUCUCACUAAAUGGCAAUAGCAGCCACCACCAGCCUCACCUCCUCCCCACCCCCAAGUUGUGACAAACAAAAAUGUCUCCCAUCGUUGUCACAUGUCUCCUGGUGGAUAAAAUUGUCCUCAUUAAGACACACUGAUCUAAAAACUGAUACGUGCUGGAUUUCCUAUUACUAUCCAAUAAAACUAUCUCUAAUUUUGAAAUCAAAGGCUCACUAUAUAUUUGGCUUUGGAUCUACAUUUGUCUCAGUCUUUGUCACCAUGUGUUGAUGACUUUCAAAUCUAUAUCCUUAGCCUUGUUUCCUCUCUGGAUUCCCAGAGCUUGUUUACAGUUGCCUGCCUUGGUGUUCUACAGGCAUCUUGAGAUUGGUUUGUUCAAAAUGAGACUGAUUCCCUUCUCUCCCCCAAACUGCUCUUUGUCCUUAAUCUUGGUCUCCCAGGUCAGGACCCUACCAGUCAGUCACUUACUGGUUCUUCACUUCUCUGUCUCCACUUCUCCCAUGAAAUUCACCUCCUGAGUGUUUCUAAAUUCAGGAUCCUCUGUCCCAAGUGUCACUUCCAUAGUGGGAAGGUUCAUCUCCCCUAGCUUGCUGCAGCAGUCCUUAACUUCCAGCUUAUUCUCUCUGCUGCCUGUAAAGUGCCCUUUCCAAUGUGUGUGUCUAAUCCUGUCAGAGCCCUCAUGGGCUGGCCCUGCCUCCCUUUCCAGCUUCAAUCCCCCAACCCCUUGUACUUUAGGCUCUGGCCAUACCAAACUGCUUGCAGGCCCCUUUCCUCACCCCCUUGCCUGACACUCAUUCUUCCAGCUGCAGUUCAGACUCUGUCUCUCCUCCAGCCCUUCCACUCAAAGAAUGACUCUCCUCCUUUGCUACACCUGGAGAGACCUGGGUCUUCACUUACGAGGCACUGCAGGAAUCGGUUCAUUCACGACUGUGUCCCUGGUGAUCAGUAAGUGUCUUGAUAAUGGGAACCACAGUUUAUUUAUCUCUGCCUGCUCCCCAGGGCCCAGUGGGCCCUCUGUAAAUCUGUGUUGAAUAGCAAAUGAAAAUGCCUAGAGCAGAAAGGGGCUACCUGGGAUUUUAAAGUAGCUGUGGGGUUGUUUGGGUUUUUUUGUUUAGUUCAGUGAACAUUUACUGAGAACCAACUAGGUCAUGGGUAUUAGGAACAGAAGGAACAAGGCAAGAUCUUUGCUUAGAGAAUUUACAUUACACCUAAUAUGAGAUGGGAGUACAGAGUUUAGUACAGAGUGAUAAGGGCAAGCAUAAUGCAUAAAGUGGAUACUGAGAGUGAACUAUGUCUGCAUUAGGGGGAGACACUCUCCCCACCCCUGAAAUAGGCUUAAAAGUACGAAAAGGUAUCAUUUCAUCCCACUCUAACCCUUUCUGUGUUCAGUCAACUUCUGUUUAUCGUGACUUUUUUAAAUGACUUUGGCUUGAUCAUGCUUAUUAAAUCAGUUAAUGUCGUCAGCCUCUCCUUGUGUUGCAGUACCUGAUCCUGUGCUUGUGUGAGUUUGUGGUUUAGAAAUGUUCCAAAAUCAGCAGUCACUAGUUAUUUCAUUAUUUACUAUGUCCUUGAUUUUGCGCCCCUCUUUUUGAGGAUAAUGGUGCAGGCGUACCAUGCUCCUGCCUCCUGAUCUGAAGCCUUUGACUUACCAUUAUAUGUGUUCUUCACUGUAGUCCUGCAUUAUUUCAUAAUUAAAGCAAACUGGAGUCCUGUGUACAGAAUGUGCAAUCUAGAGAAAUUUUUAUCUUUUUAUAGAGUUGCUAAUAAUAAUCUUUAGGUCAAUAUGGCUUCUUUUUCUUACCAGUUUUCUUAACACUGGCCCUAUUUCCCUUCCUCUGCAUAGUGCCUCUUAGCUUGUAACUUAACUAGUUAGUAAAUACAACUUUAUUCGUAAAUAAAGAUUAAGGUAAUUGAUCCUUAGGGAGACCCGUGCAUGUGGUGUCCAGGAGCCAUGAAAUGGGUUGCUUAGGAAAGUGAAUAAAGUUAUUAUACUAUUGGACAGGGGUGAGGGCAGCAGUGGUAUUUACAGAGAAGGGAAAUAUGGAUAGGUACAAGAGCACACAGGGAACUAGGGAGAGAUUCUGGGCUCUGAACCUGCUGAGUCUGCUGUCGCUGUGGAAGGAGGAGUGGCGGUAGAAGACGUUGAUGCCCUGCCCAGGACGGACGCUAGGCGUUGGAGAUGAACCUGUGUCGGCAGGUGAGAUGGUAUAUGUAUGAAAGAAGAGGAUCUAGGACAGAACAGUAGAAAACAGAUAACAGGGCAGGUGACCCAAGAGAAAGCUAUUCCAGAAGCCAAAGGAAGAGGGAAGCUUUGUGGCAUCACAUGUUUUAGGAAUGAGGGCUAGAUAAAGAGAGAUCACUAACUUUGGCAGGUAGGGGGAUCAUUAGUUAAACCCCUCACAAGAGCAUUUGAGCAGAAAGGCGACGGAGGAGCCCUGACUGCAGUGGGUUGAGGAGUGACUGGGAAACAAGCAGUGGGAUGUGUGCACAUAGACCACAUGCUCAGGGUAUCCUCUUCUGUUUGGGUCAGAGAUGAAGCACAUACAAAUGAAAACCCUGAGCGUGUCCAUAGGUGAGGUAAGGACAGGGGAAGUUGGUUAAACAUACGGGAAAGAUAUCUGUAGGGCCUGAGAAGGAAUGAGAGCAAUGACCAGGUGGGACGGGUUUGCCAGGAAAAGGCACAAGGACACCCGUUUCUCCAAGAUAAGCGGGAAGAGCACUGGAAAUAUUAAAGGCAGGUAUUUGCAGAAGGGAAGCGAGGGAAGUUGGGAGUAUUCAUACCUGGCAACAUCUCUCUUCUCUGUGAGGUAGGGAGCUCUGCCAGCAGGGAAGGAGGACUGGAAGAAAGCGGAAAGGGGUAUGUUGGGACAGGGUUAACACCCUGAGCUGUCAGGAGUGACGCAGACUAGGAAUAACUAAAGUCAUUUAAUUCAUCAGGGGAUGAAAAUAAGACAUUUCUCAUAGCUCCACCUCAGCACAGCUACAUGCUUUUCUUCAGUGGUGCUUAUUAAUUCUGGCACAGGACUGGAGAGUGUCUGGUGCAAGUAGUCCAGGUUGUGGAAGUGCCCCGUGGGGGAGGCAGACUAACUGUCUGAAGCAAGCAAACUGAGGACUUGGUUACAGAAUUCGCAAAAUGUUGGGGUAAGUACUGGACCGGGAGUCCAGACUUCUGGUGCUCUGAUGCCAACAGGCAUUCCCCACUCAGAAGGAGAAGUUGGGAAAUAAAGGCAAAUAGUUUUCUCAUCUAUUCUUGGGUUUCAUUCAGCCCUAGAAAUGUUUCUCUAAUUUUGUUAUGGCAUUUGAAUGUAGUUUUAAAGUAUAUUCAGUAAAAAAUAAAAGCACAUUCAGUAAGAUGUCAUCACUGUCUCCUGUGAGUGGGGGAAAAAAAUCAGUCAUUGGGAAGGCAUGGAACUCACAGCAGCUGGUCCAUGUACCAUUUUGGUCUGUUUAAGAACUCUUAAUGUGAUUCCCAAUGUUGAAACUGGCAGUUAAGUGAUAGAUUCAGGCUAUACAAGAUAAGACUUGAAAAAGCCACCUGAAAUAUUAUGGCAAUAUCAGUAAGAAGUGUUUUUUUCUCAUUCCUUACUUAAGAAAAAAAAAAAAUGCAUGUGCACAUCUGUCCCUUUAACAGCUUGCUUCGGGAAGCUAAAACCUUUAUAAAGCACGUUGAGAAGUCCUACACACGGGCCCUUGUUUAACUGUGUUCACAGUUUUCCCUGCUCAGUGCUGGAAUUGUGUAGGAGAAAGUGCUCACUGUCAACUAUUCUCUAUGAAUAGGGAUGUGUGUGGAUUGAAAGAAAAAUUAUAUGCUCUGGUAUUAUCUGGUAAAGAAAAGAAAGAAGAAUAACCUGAGAGUUCUCAUUGCCAGCUUCAGCUGUCUUCUAAAGUACUUGUGAGACUCUGUCAUCACCUCACACAGUGACCCAAGGAAGCAGAGGUCGGCAGAUUGGCAGGCCAGGUGUCAACUGUGAGGAGAAGAAAUGCACAAAAACAGCUGGCAGAAUAGAAGACAUGGGAGAAGGAGCAACCAGCAGAACCCUCGGUUCAGACAACAGGGUUCUGAUGAGAGGGGUAACUCAGUGACACGGCAAAGCUCACGAGAUUCUGGCCAAGUCGGCGAUGACGAGGCCCCAUCGACCUCAUCCGGCACAGCGGGGAGUUCUUCCGUGCCAGAUCUGCCAGGGUAUUACUUUGACCCUGAAAAGAAACGAUACUUCCGCUUGCUCCCUGGACAUAACAACUGCAACCCCCUCACAAAGGAGGGCAUCCGGCAGAAGGAGAUGGAAAGCAAAAGGCUGCAGCUGCUGGAGGAAGAAGACAAGCAGAAAAAGAAAAUAGCCAGAAUGGGCUUUAAUGCAUCUUCAUUGCUACAGAAAAGCAAGCUCGGUUUUCUCAAUGUCACCAGUUACUGCCGUUUAGCUCAUGAGCUGCGAGUGAGCUGCAUGCAGAGGAAAAAGGUCCAGAUUCAGAGCUCGGAUCCCUCCGCUUUGGCAAGCGACCGAUUUAACCUCAUACUGGCAGAUACCAACAGUGAUCGGCUCUUCACAGUGAAUGAUGUCAAAGUCGGAGGCUCCAAGUAUGGCGUCAUCAGCCUGCGAGGUCUGAAGGCCCCCUCACUCAAGGUGCAUAUGCACGAAAACCUCUACUUCACCAACCGGAAGGUAAACUCUGUGUGCUGGGCCUCGCUGAAUCACCUGGAUUCCCACAUUCUGCUCUGCCUCAUGGGCAUCGCAGAGACUCCGGGCUGUGCCACCCUGCUCCCAGCAUCGCUGUUCGUCAGUAGUCAUCCAGCAGGAGACCGGCCUGGCAUGCUCUGCAGUUUCCGGAUCCCUGGGGCCUGGUCCUGUGCAUGGUCCCUCAACAUUCAGGCGAAUAACUGCUUCAGCACAGGCUUAUCUCGGCGGGUCCUAGUGACCAACGUGGUGACAGGACACCGGCAGUCCUUUGGGACCAGCAGUGAUGUCUUGGCCCAGCAGUUUGCUCUCAUGGCUCCUUUGCUGUUUAAUGGCUGUCGUUCUGGGGAGAUCUUUGCCAUAGAUCUGCGUUGUCGAAAUCAGGGCAAGGGCUGGAAGGCCACCCGCCUUUUCCACGACUCAGCAGUGACCUCUGUGCAAAUCCUCCAAGAAGAGCAAAACCUGAUGGCGUCCGACAUGGCGGGAACGAUCAAGCUGUGGGACCUGAGGACCACCAAGUGUAUAAGGCAGUAUGAAGGUCAUGUGAAUGAGUACGCCUACCUGCCCCUGCACGUGCACGAGGGAGAAGGAAUUGUGGUGGCAGUGGGCCAGGACUGCUACACGAGAAUCUGGAGCUUCCAUGACGCCUGCCUGCUCAGAACCAUACCCUCCCCACACCCCACCUCCAAGGCUGACAUCCCCAGUGUGGCCUUCUCUUCUCGGCUUGGGGGUUUCCGGGGAGCCCCAGGGCUGCUCAUGGCUGUCCAGCAGGACCUUUACUGUUUCUCCUACACCUAAUUCCACAGGGUACAGCCUGGAGGGAUGUGGAUUUGACGUAAGGGAGUAAGGAGCAGCCAGACUUCUGCCACAACUGCUGUUUCCACUGAGGGCAUUUUAAAUGGACGCUCUGUGUAUACAGAUCCCAUCCAUCCAGCUGCCGGGAAGUAGGUGCUGUGUGGAGCACAGUGGAGACACUUCAGUAAAGUUCUUUCAGUUAAGUUGUGAGCUCAGAGAGCUCAAAAGUCCUUUUCAUAAAAGGUACUUAUUUCCUUGUUAAAUUCCUUAGAAUAGUCUGUGGCCUCCCCCCCCCCUUUUUUUUUUUGAAACAAGAAAUACUUUUCUAAGGGCUGAGGAUUGGCAGUAACUAAAUUAAAGCUGGUGCUUUCACCAAAAGCCCUUUUAAGAAGCUUAAUGAGAUUGGGUGAGGCUGUUAGUGCAGUCAGUGCCUGGGUCCCAGAAAGCUGUGCCCGUGGGCUGGAGAAAGCCAGCUGGGGAGACAGGGAAGGCACAGGGGGAGGGGGGGUCGUUUCUCUGAGUCUCUAGAGAUAAAGAUUGAAGGCUGGAUUUUGGAGUCAUUAAAAAGCCUUCUCAGGCUUAUUCAGCAUCCAUAGCAGACCUUGCUUUCUCCUUUUACCACCAUUCAUAGGCAUUGAAAGGAAAGACGGAUCUUUCUAGAUGCUAGAGGUUUUAAACAGGUCCUAGCAGGCCUUUGUUGAGGUGCCUUCCAGAAUGUUAGGUAUAACAGCUCCUGUUUCUAUUAUGGUGACUUGAAUGUCAGAUUUAAGGGCCCCAUCUCAAAGAAAAUUGGCUUUGACUUUUUGCAAUCUAGAAGCACUUUGUGAGAUGUUUAUACAGCGUUCAAGAACCUGUCUUUCUACCAAACAAUAAACUAGAAAGAACCAUGCA
Callorhinus ursinus (northern fur seal) is the source of this 6854-nucleotide messenger RNA. RefSeq names its product DDB1 and CUL4 associated factor 4 (gene DCAF4). Gene Ontology annotation, molecular function: protein binding. The record is from RefSeq and is a predicted model, not a curated record. Gene Ontology annotation, cellular component: Cul4-RING E3 ubiquitin ligase complex. NCBI's taxonomy places the organism in Eukaryota, Metazoa, Chordata, Mammalia, Carnivora, Otariidae.